AUGGAUAACAAACCGUCUCUAAGUCAAUAUUUCUCCGACUCAGAGGCUCCGCCUGUGUCUCAAUUCUUUGAUGAGAUUGGAACGUCGCCGUCCGACAUGAUUCAGAGUGUUUACUUAGGUGACAGUGAAGACACGAUGAACCAAACAACAGCACCUAUUCUCUUUCCACAAAAUAUGACCGCCUCUUUCACACAACAUAGAAUUGAUCCAGACGUUACAUUUUCUAACGUCGUGCCUACUGUAAGUGGUUCAACGUCGGUGCCAGCGACCAGUUUACCGGACCCUUCUACGUUCUUCGAUACUAUUGGCCCGGAACCUCAGAUUGGACCAACAAAAAGUGGUAUUGCAAGUCCUAAUACGCUUACAGAGGCUAUGGAUGGACUCAGCAUCAAGAACCAACCAGUUGAUAAGGAAGCAGACAGAAGAAGAGAUGCUUGGCUUCCUGAUGAAGAAGCUAAAAAAACGCUUAUGAAGGCACAGUCAUCACCUAAAGGCUCAUUUUUCCCUGAGAGAGAAGUCCUAACCAUGCCAGGAAUAGUGCUUGAAGAAGAACUGGCGGACGCUUUACAAGAAGUUGCUGUGAAAUAUCUCGGCGUAAGUUCAGCGGGCAGCCGUGGCGUCGUACGCGCGGAACACGUUAGCCGCGAUGAAGCCGGCCUAAGAGAGCUACUACGAACAGGGUAUCUCCGAGCUGCAAUCAACCUCACACAAGCUCUGUUAAGCGCCGCGCAACAAGGUGUAGGUCGUAUGCAUCGCCCGUCAAAACACACACCUCGCACUCUGCAGCUUUGGUUAACACGGUUUGCCGUUAUGCUACGGAUCAAACUACAUGAACCUCUGAUUAAAGAAGCCGAACCUUUCGGAGAUUUUAGCAAGCCUGAUAUGUUUUAUGAGUUCUAUCCGGACUUACACGAGAACCGGACAGGUUCUCUUGUUCCGUUCUCUCUUCGACUGCUUGUUGCCGAAUUGCCCGGUCAUGUAGGCAAACCUGAAGAGGCAAUUGACAGACUGUAUGCCAUGCUGGACAUUGUACAACAGAUGCUUGAAAACCUUCGUCAAGGUAAGACAGAAGACGGUACUGCCACCAUAACCGAGCAAGACAAGAUAGAGUCGCUCCGUCUGUGGACCGGGAGAGAAACUAGAGUCCUUCAUUCAAUCGUUAACUGCGCUAUUGCUUUGAAGGAUUACCGCUUAGCAGGCAAGAUCCUCAUCUCUCUGCAGCAGCAAUCGACAACGGCGUCUCAGCGCCGGGCGCUGUCCAGCGCGCUGUGCCGUCUAUGGCUGCUAGCAGGACAUGUCAAAGCCGCUAUGGCGUAUUUAGAAGACGCGAAGGAACAUCGCCAUCAUAUCUGUCCAACACCUGACGUCCGCGAGUACGUCGAUCUGGGUCUAAUAGACAUCGCGCACGGCAAAUACCAAGAGGCUUAUAAUAAUUUUGCAAGAGCUGCUGACCAGGAACCGACUAACAUAAUGGUGGCCAACAACCUAGCCGUCUGUCUCCUCUACAUGGGCCGCCUCAAGGAAGCGAUAGCGGUCCUUCAAAAGUCUAUAAACUCAGACCCAGACCGAGGUCUAAACGAAAGUCUACUAAUCAACCUUUGCACGUUAUACGAACUCGAGUCUUCUAAAACUAAUGAGAAGAAAUUAAAUUUGUUAAGAAUGCUUUGUAAAUACAAAAGUGACACUAUUCCUAAUGUUCUGGAGUGUUUGAAACUUAGUUAAAUGUACAAUAAAAUAUGUAUAAAUAUAGUCUCUAGUUAUUAUACAAAGAUGGUAGUAAUGCUCUGGCCACACAGGGGCGGUCGCGAAUGCGUUCCGGGCGCGGGAGUUUUUGUAAUGUACGAGUUCAUAUGAACACUGACACACUGAAACGCGCGGCUGAUGCUCUGUGUGACCUGGGGGACUACUACGAGCUCUUAGAGCAAUCCUAUUUAAGCCUAUAAGUUCUUUGCCUGUCAAAUUCGUACAAUUACCCCACAAAAACAAUUCACUGUCCAUGCAGUUUACAUUCCCAAUCCCCAUUCAAAAUCCGUUCACCUUUUCUUUCAUUGCAAAAUCGUAUCAUGACGUUCCGUUUGCCAUGUAAAUAGCAGUCUCAUCUGUAAUAAUAAGCAUUUCAAAAAAAUUCUCCAUGACUAACUUUUUUUAGAUUUUGUUAC
Molecule: messenger RNA, 2159 nt
Organism: Hyposmocoma kahamanoa
Lineage: Eukaryota; Metazoa; Arthropoda; Insecta; Lepidoptera; Cosmopterigidae
Product: trafficking protein particle complex subunit 12
Exons: 11
Coding region: 1-1722 (573 amino acids)
Cellular component (GO): Golgi apparatus; TRAPP complex
Molecular function (GO): protein binding
Source: RefSeq, a predicted model, not a curated record